Zingiber officinale is the source of this 1303-nucleotide messenger RNA. Its product is annotated as thioredoxin-like 1-1, chloroplastic. Lineage: Eukaryota; Viridiplantae; Streptophyta; Magnoliopsida; Zingiberales; Zingiberaceae. The transcript is spliced from 5 exons. Gene Ontology annotation, biological process: cell redox homeostasis. The record is from RefSeq and is a predicted model, not a curated record. Bases 411 to 1133 code for a protein of 240 amino acids.
AGUCCACUUCCAGAUUUCCAGUGGGCGAAACACUGCAGAGGUCAUGGUAUGGCUGCUGAUUGCGGCCAAAAAUCUUAUCGUCUCAAUCAUCGAAUCUUAUAUCCUGUAUCUAAAAUCGGUGCUUCUCUUUCUCCAGCUCAUUGGAUGCCACUCACAUGCCGAAUACGGCACGUUUAAGCAGACACGGCUAGACUUCCUCUUCUUAACCUUCUUGAUGACUUGAUCUUAAGCCGGCAAGGGGAGUGCGAAUUAUGAUCCCACUCCCAGGAACUGUUUUGACAUUUAGAUAGAAAUAUUGGGGGUAAUUUGAGAUUGCUUACAUCAGAUAUCUUGAAAAAGUUGAAUACAGAUUUAUUUUCUGGGUAUUUCGAUUUUAUUUUCUGGCGUGCCACUGAAUCUUCCUUGUUUGGAUGGGGAAUGGGGCAUGGGGCAAAGUUCCAAUGGCGGUUUCUUUGAGGAAUGGCUUCUGUUUCUUUUGUGCUUAUGAUAUUGGAUUGGAGAAAAGGGAAGGAGAUGCUCCGGCUUUAGAUUUUUUUCCUUGGAAGAGUGAUUUCAAAGGCAGCCGAAUACUGGAGAAGGAACAGAAAAGCCACCCAAUUUCCCCAAUAAAAAUGCAGGGUCAAACUCCAAUGGAUGUUGCUCAAACUCUGGGGUGGUGGCAGAAGAAGACGGCGCCAAACAUGGAGGAGGUAGAAUCAAUAGACCAACUCGAGCACAUGCUGCUAAACGCCGAGGACAAACUUGUCGUCGUUGAAUUCCUUUCUCCCCAAUGCGGAGGCUGCAAGGCUCUGCACCCAAAGAUUUGCCAACAAGCUGAGUUGAAUUCUAGCGCGAUGUUUCUGAAAGUCAACUUUGAUCAGCACAGAGGUAUGUGUAGAAGCCUUGGCGUUCCAGUUCUUCCCUUCUUCCAGUUCUACAGAGGAGCUGAAGGCCGUGUUUGCAGCUUCAGCUGCACAAAUGCAAAUAUACAGAAGUUCAAGGAUGCGGUUAAGAAACACGGGAAGUGCGGACGAAAGUUUGAACCCGCGGAAAGUUUAGAAGAGUUGGAGAAGAUGAAAUUAGCUUCAAAUGCGCAUAUAGAGUUUAGUUGUGGAAUGCCAUCGUCGUCGUCUGAGGAUUUUAAGUCUAUCUGAGUUGGAGAAGAUGAGAUUAGCUUCAUUUUUAUUUUGGAUCAAGAUGUUUAGCUGGAUUUUAUCUUUAGCUCACUAAGGAGUAUUCUCAGGCAGAGGCUAAUCCACAAAGAUGGAUCUUUGCCUAGGGCUGUCCUAGGAAUUAUUUUUAUUACUCAUGUAAAUUUUUUACA